CUCUGCAUUAAAACCCUUCUCUCUCUCUCCUUUUUUGGAAGAGAGAGAGAGAGAGAAGACUGUGUGUGUGUGUUUAUAUGUGUCCAUUCAAUAACUGAUAGGACAUCUGAGAGGUAAGUGUGUGUGUGCGCGCAUUUCCUCUUUAUUUUUUUCUUCUUCUAAUCUUCUCCUUCUGCUGUUUUCCCCCCGUCUUCUUCCCCUUCCUCAUCACCAAACUUUCUUCACUUUCUAAGCUAAAACCCAAAAAAACAAAGAAGCCUAAAUAUAUAAUCAAUAUCCCAGACAAACAAACUCCACAUCUCCAUCCCUCCCUUCCAUACAAUAUAUUGGGUUCUUUUUCUUUUUUUUUUUUUUUUGAACCUGAGCUUUUCACACAUACACAGACACACAGUUUGAUUUAAUGCAACUGGUGAUGAUCAGAAUCUUGCCGCUUCACGUUGUCAUCAAGUUCAUUACAUGAAUUUUAAAGCAAAAGGUGUUGUGGUUGUUCAAUAAGCGGGUAAAGCUAUGAUGAUGAUGAAGAAGAAGCAAUGUCAUGGGUAAAUAAAGUUUUGGGAGUUUCUUUCUUCUUUAGUAUCGGAAAGUAAUUUCACGAAAAAACCCAGUUGAGGAAAGAGAAGAAAAUUUGUGAGGAAAAAAAUGUUGGAUCUAAACGUGGAUGCCGUAUCAGUGGACUCAGCCUGUGAUGAAACCGACCCACUUCCAGAACCGGGUCAUGUUUUCUUCCAGCAACCUGACCAUGAUUCUUCUGGCGCCUCCUCCUCCGUGGUCCACCACCACAACGCCGCCGCCGCCGCCACUACUACCCUCUUCGCCGAUGAGGAAUCCAACAGUUGUUCCGGCGGAGGGACCGCCCGGGUAACCACCACCCUCAAAUUCUCCAUCCUCGGCGGCGGCGGCGGUGGUGGAGGUUCCGGCGACGCCAAUCGCGUCAUACAGAUUGUGGAAGACGAGGAGGAAGAAGACGUGGACGACGGAAAUGAUCAGGAAUUGAUGACGAGGCACCUGUUUCCUCUGCCCAAGAUCACUAAGACCGAGUCUUCUUCUUUCUCGUUGACUACAUCCUCCUCCGCCAGGCCUCAGCAAUGGCUUAAGCUUUCGGCGCCGGAGGUGCUCGUCGGAGGAGGAAUCGAGGUGGGUUUUCGUCCUAAGAUCGGCGGUCUUCAUCAGCAGCAGCAGAAACAAGUUCUGGUGGGUCAACCAAAUCAACAACAGCAGCAAGUGAAGAAGAGCAGAAGAGGACCCAGGUCAAGAAGCUCUCAGUAUAGGGGUGUCACUUUUUAUCGCAGGACUGGAAGAUGGGAAUCCCAUAUCUGGGAUUGUGGGAAACAAGUUUACUUGGGAGGAUUUGAUACUGCUCAUGCUGCUGCUAGGGCUUAUGAUAGGGCAGCUAUUAAGUUUAGAGGGGUUGAUGCUGAUAUCAAUUUUCACAUAGGUGACUAUGAUGAAGACAUGAAACAGAUGAUAAACUUAACGAAAGAAGAAUUUGUUCAAGUACUUCGUCGUCAAAGCACUGGGUUUUCUCGGGGAAGCUCAAAGUUUCGAGGGGUCACUUUGCACAAAUGCGGUCGCUGGGAGGCUCGGAUGGGUCAGUUUCUUGGUAAAAAGGCUUACGACAAAGCAGCCAUCCAAUGUAAUGGAAGGGAAGCCAUAACAAACUUUGAGAGCAAUGCUUAUAAUGAAGAGCUCCGUAGGGCUACCAAAAAUGAAGUUAGGGACAAUCUUGAUCUCAAUCUCUGGAUUUCUCCGGCUCCAGAUAAGCUGAAAGAAAAUUAUCUUGAGUACUAUAGGACUCCUGAAUUACAAGAGGGGAAAAGAAUAAAGGUGGAGAGCUCCUUUACUGCUCCUGGUGGUGUGGCAGUUCCUUCCCAUGAAUCUUCAGUUUGGGCCAGCACAUAUUCUGAUUUUGGACCAAACCAUGAGGUAGUGAUUUCCAGAAUGCUUUUGUCCAACAUUUCGAAUCAAUACUGUUAGGCAUAGAUGUUUUCGAUCUUCAAAUGGUAUCACCCUUUGGAAAUUCUAACCUAAGAUGUACAUAUUGCAAUCUCAUUUUGAAUGUAUAUGCUGUUGUAAGAAUAACAACCAUACGAUUAAUUAUCAUAACAAGAUUCUUCAAUGCAAUCAUGUCCAUUUCCAGUGUUUUGAUUUUGUCAGUCUAUGGAUUGGGAUGCACAUGCAUAUGCGAACUCUCUUGAGUCUAGUGUCAUUUUAGCGCAUAGUGCAACAUCAAAAUUCUGUGAUUCACUCCCUAGACAUGCAUCAUGUUUUGACAGGAAAGUGCAAGAAAAUUGAGGGUUGAUGGUAAUCCAGUAAUACCAGGAUUAUCAAACUGGCCUUGGAAAAUGCAUUGCCAAGGUGUAAUCACUUCAGUGCCUUUGUUUUCUUCUGCAGCAUCAUCAGGAUUCUCCACAAACACUCCCUAUUCAACUUCAUUUCAGUCAUCAUCCAACUCCCAGAAUAAGAUUGUCCACACUACUACUGCCUUCCAGCACCCUCCAAUGACCCUUAAUUUCAACUAAAAAGGCGACGUGGUUGGGCAACGUGUUUUUUGUUUGGCCUUGGAAGGCAGAUGGGAGAGCCACUGAUCCGGUCAGUGUGGAAUUUCGUCUGUGUGAUUCUUGCAUAUAUAUAAUAUAUAAGGUACAAAGCAAACAAAUUUGAAACAUCUCAUUAUGUAUAGAUCAUCAGUGCAAUACUAUAUGUAGAAUUGCGACCAUGAUAAGUGUUAUAUAACCAUUCCUCUUUGGACUUUUGAAAUGCUAUAUAUGACUUCAUAGGUCCGCGAUACUAGUUCAAGAAGAAUAUUUACAGUCCUAAACUACUGUUUUGUUUCCUUUUUAGUGGGAAACCGAUGUAUCAAGCUGAUGUUAACUGCAUUCAAUAAAAAUCAUUUUGAGUCGAAUAGAGUAUAAUCCUAGAAAUAUUUUAUUCAUUUUAUUCGAGUUUUGUGAAUUACAGCGUCUAAUAUGUUUAGGGGGUAAUUAAGAUAGAAUAAAAACACAAAUAAUU
Oldenlandia corymbosa var. corymbosa is the source of this 3009-nucleotide messenger RNA. The record is from the annotation of a GenBank genome assembly. Lineage: Eukaryota; Viridiplantae; Streptophyta; Magnoliopsida; Gentianales; Rubiaceae.